Molecule: messenger RNA, 1942 nt
Organism: Rubroshorea leprosula
Lineage: Eukaryota; Viridiplantae; Streptophyta; Magnoliopsida; Malvales; Dipterocarpaceae
Source: the annotation of a GenBank genome assembly
GAUUCAGGUGUCUAGAGUUCAGACGGCCUACGCCUAUCGCUCCCAACAGAUAAAGGCGAGAAAUUUCUAAGUCGUCUUCCGGAGAAACACUGCAAAAACAUGGUAUGAAAGCAGCAUGCGCCGGCCCUUCUGUGGACCUGCACUUGCCAACUACCCGCCACUACUUCUGCCCUUCCCCACGUGAUUCCUCCGCCGCCCUUCAUCACUUUCUCCUUCGUCCUCCACCUUUCACCUUCCCUAAAUUUGCCCAUCUUACUCUCCAUCUUCUUCCAUUGCUGCUGAUUAAAAAAAAAAAAACUGCGGAGCCAUUGCCUCCAUUUUUAGCUCGAAAUACCCAUCUCGUUAGAUGUCCGUAACUUGUGGAGUAGAAUGCGUAGUGUUGAUAGGUUGUUCCAGGUGGGCAUGGAAGCGCUGUACCUAUGUGGGUUCAAACGAUAGUGAGACUUGGCCUAUGGCCACGCCGGAGGAGUUCGAGCCUGUACCCAGAAUCUGUCGCUUAAUCAUGGCUAACUACGAGACUGAUCUCCGCAACCCCCAAUUAUCCCCCGAAGGCGGCUACCGGCUCAACCCCGACUGGGUCCUCAAGCGCGUCACCUACGCGCAGACCGAAGGUCGAUCCCCGCCUUACCUCAUCUACGUCGACCAUGACUUGAAAGAAAUAGUCGUUGCCAUUCGUGGGCUUAAUCUUGUGAAAGAGAGCGACUACAAGGUGCUAUUGGAUAAUCGUUUGGGUAUGCAGAUGUUUGAUGGGGGUUAUGUGCAUUGUGGGUUGUUGAAAUCGGCGACUUGGUUGCUUAAUCAGGAGUCGGAGACGCUCAAGAGGGUGUGGGAGGAGAAUGGAAGGCAGUAUUCCAUGGUAUUCACUGGACAUUCUCUGGGGUCGGGAGUGGCGGCCCUGCUGACGGUGGUUGUGGUGAACCAUAGGGACGAAUUAGGUGGGAUUCCGAGGGAUAAGAUCCGGUGUUAUGCUGUGGCGCCUGCUAGGUGUAUGUCGCUUAACUUAGCUGUCAAGUACGCCGAUGUCAUUAACUCUAUUGUGCUGCAGGAUGAUUUCUUGCCAAGAACACCAACUCCUUUAGAGGAUAUUUUCAAGUCAAUCUUCUGCUUACCCUGCUUCUUAUUAUUGGUCUGCUUGAGAGAUACAUUCAUACCAGACGAUAGGAAACUCGGGGAUCCGAGAAGGCUUUAUGUGCCUGGGCGGAUGUACCAUAUUGUGGAGAGAAAAUUUUGCAGAUGUGGUAGGUUUCCCCCUGAAGUAAGAACUGCCAUUCCUGUUGAUGGGAGAUUUGAGCAUAUUGUCUUAUCAUGUCAUGCAACUGCUGAUCAUGCAAUAAUUUGGAUAGAAAGGGAAUCAGAGAAGGCUUUAGAGCUAAUAAGGGAAAGCAAGCCGGAGCCAACAGUUCCUCCAAAAGUGCAGAAACUGGAGAGGUUGCAGACUAUUGAGAAAGAGCACAAAGAUGCAUUAGAAAGGGCUGUCAGUUUGAAUAUACCUCAUGCUGCUGUGCUGACAGCAGACAAACCAUCCGAUGAGAAGGAAGAAAAGCCUUCCCAGGCCGAAGGAGAUGAUGCCCCAAAAACUAAAUCGAAAUCCAGUUCAGGAAAGAAAAAAUGGGAUACACUUGUUGAAAAACUUUUCAAGAAGAAUGACACAGGGAACAUAGUCAUAAAGGAGGAAACAGAUAGCCCAGAAUGAGAGCAUUUAUUUUCUCUUCAUUUUAUCUUCUUGAAUGCGUUAUUUUAGGCUGGUGCUGGUUAAACCUGUAAUUGUCUUGUUUCCCUUUUUCUUUUUUCAUUCUUGAUUCUUUCUGGUUGCCAUUCCCUUGUACAUUGAACAUCUUCUCUUGUAGAAAUAAUUUUCGAACACAUGUACAACUACAAACCCAUUUGGGGGAAUACAAAAUAUAUACCAUAGACAGAAGGAAGAUGCCUUCAAAAUUCGACU